AUGUCGGAUGAACCCGCGGAUGUGGACCGCGACAUGGACGAUGAAAUGGACGAUGACAUUUGGGAUUCUAUAAAGCGGUCUCUCGGGAACCACGGCGAAAGUAAGAGACAAUAUGACGAAUUUCGAAACGCUUUAAAGGAAGGAGGAGAAAGUGCUCUUCGGGCACGUGAAACCAUUUUCACAGAAAUGCGUGCUCUCGAUGUAGAAUUGGGAAGAAAUUUUCGGAACCAAUUGCGAGGGACGAUGUUUAAAGGAAUGGAAUAUGGAUUGCCACCAAAAAUGAUUUCCUAUUUAAGUGAUGUUUCAUUGGAGGAGCUGAUAGAAUUCAUUUGCACACGGAAUGAGGAAGAUUGGAUUAAUAGAGUGCUUACUAAUUUGAAAUGGGAACUCACAAAUUCCAGACAGAACAUCGAAGAUACAAAUAACUACAUCCGUUCACAUCACCAAUGGAAUAUAACUAACUGGCACGUUUGCUACGAGAAUAUUCUGAAAGACGUGCUCUACCUCUAUGCAAAACACGGAAAAAUGUUUGUCCAUGCUCUCGCUCAAUUCAUCACAAAAAUUGGUAUCAUAUUCUAUUACGAGGAUCCCCAUGCUGGAGGACCAUUUGCUGAAGGAUUUCGUGCCAGACAGGAUAUUCUUUGGGAUUAUGAUGUGUGUUCACGAGAUGAAGAAAACAUCCCAUACAAUUUUGAAGAUUUAUUUUAUCACUGUUUGAUAUGCAUCUUGAAAUACCAAGUUUCAAAGGACUGUGAUUACGCAUUACGCGUUCUCGCCCCAUGGCUGGUAGGCACAAAGGAAGCUCUUGACAACUUGGAUAUCUUCUUCUUCUACGAUCAGGAGCGUAUGCGGAAGCAGCAACAGCUGCGAUUGGCGAAGUACAAAAUCGAAAAGAUACAUGGUCUUUUCGUUCUCAAAAAGUUUGCUCCGGAGGAUGAGAAAAGUAAAAUGGUAUUGGAUGGUGUGAAGAGCGACAAUCCAAAGGAAAGGGCUAAGAAACGAAAAUUGGUGAUCGACAUGAUAAAAUCCAAGAAGCAAGUCGUGGAUAGCACAACCAACGAAGUCGCAAGUUCAUUCCACCGUUCCACUCCUUUCCCAAGCAAAGGAGGGUUUUCUCAAUAUCAAAUGCGCGACCAGAAUACCAACCGGAAUACCAGGCGCAACGAUUCUCUCUCCCACAUCGAAGUAAUGUCGGACCAACCCGAGGACGUGGAAAGCAACAAUGAGGAUGACGUUCCACGAGUCCUCUCGAAUGAAGUCGCGCAACAAUACAGGGAUUAUGGAAACCGUUUAAAUCAAGGACCGUCACCCGCGUUUUGCAGAGCGAUGUUCUCGAGGAUACGGGAAAAGACUUACAGAGACAUGCGUCAAUGGGAUGUCAACGAUUAUCAUGAAUGUUUCGAGGAUAUUCUAAAAGACGUCUUCUAUCUGUCUGCAAAGCACGGAGAAAUGUUCGUUCGCGCUCUGACUCAAUUCAUCAAACAACUUUGCACGGUUUUCUGUAACUCCUAUUCAUUCGCUGAAGAAAGCCUUGCCAGAAAGACUAGUCCGAACAAGCAUUGCUGUGACACACAGGACAAAGAAAAAUCAUACAAUGCUGAACAAUUGUUUUUUCACUGUCUCAACUGCAUUUUGGAAUAUCAAACGCAAGAGUACUGUGCUUACGCCUUACGUGUUCUUGCGCCAUGGCUGGAUGGUGCAAAAAAGGCGCUAGAUAAAUCAAACGCUGAUUUAAAUCCUUACGAUUGGAAGCAUAUGAGAAAUCAGCAGAAACUCAGUAUGGCUGGAAGCAAGAUCGAGAAGAAUGAGAAUGGACUUUUCGUUCUCAAGAAGUAUGUUGCGGAGGAUGAGAGAGUUUUAAUGCAGAUGGAUGGUGUGAAGAGUGAAACUUCAAAGGAAAGGUCAAAAAAGCGAAGACUGGUUGUCGACCUGACAAAAUCCAGUGAAUUUUUUUCUGAGGGAAAUUUAUGCAUAUACUUGAUUUUGCAGAGAAGCAAGUCGGGGUCAGCACAACCAAUGAAGCCGCAAGCUCACUCCAUCGGUCCACUCCUUUUCCAAACAAAGGAGGAUUCACGUAUUAUUCAGAAUAAAACAAUGUCCGACCCACCAGAGAAUGUGGAAAACAACAAUGAGAAAAAUCUAUUAUCACGUUUUAUUCUGAACAAACAAUGUGAGGAUUAUGGAUUAUUUCAAAUGAACCAAGAGGAUCGGGAAAAAAUUUUUAAUGAUAUGCGUGCACUCGAUGUGGAAUUGGGAAGAAAAUAUCGGAACGUGUUGCGAGCGGAGAUUUCGAGAAUGAUAGAAACAAAGGAUAUGCCACCAAAAUUGAUUUAUUAUUUAAAUGAUGUUCCCGUGGAGGAGCUGAUCCGAUUUAUUCGCAUACAGAAGCAGGACCAGUGGGUUAGAAGAGUACUUUAUGAGUUGUCAGGUAGCUGUUUAUGGGUCAGAACGUACCUUCGCUCUCGAAAUGACUCCAUCCGUUCAUAUCAGCAAUGGGAUAUCACUAACUGGCACUAUUGCUACAAGAAUAUUCUAAGAGACGUUUUAUAUCUGUAUGCAAAACACGGAGAAAUUUUCGUUCGCGCGAUGAAACAAUUUAUCAAACCACUUUAUUUUGUUUUAAAUGACAAUAGGCCUAAAUACAAUGAGAUGAUUACUGAAGAAGAUAUGGCCGUAAGAGAGAGUUUCGAUUACUGGGAUCAACGGGACGAAGAACAGAAUCCAUACGAUUUUGAAGAAUUGUUCUCUCACUGUCUCGACUGCGUUCUUGGAUAUGAAACUUCAAAAUACUGCGGUUACUUUUUACAAGUUGUCGCCCCAUGGAUCGCUGGUGCAAAAACAGCUCUCGAUAACUCUCGAGCAGACUUUUAUUUCUACGAUCGUAAGCGUAUGAGGAUGCAACAAGAGCAGCGAUUAUUAAAAUUCAAAAUCGAAGAGAAGGAUGGCUUUUUCCGUCUCAAACGGUUCAUUUCGGAGGAUGAGAGAGUUUUUAUGGAGCUUUGUGGUUUGAAGAGUGAUGAUGAGAAGGAUCAGAGAAAUAAAUGUGAAAUGGAACCCGAUGUGAAAAACUCCAAACAGCAAGUCGUGGCUAGCACAACCAACGAAGUCGCAAGUUCAUUCCACUGCUUUACUCCCUUUCCAAGCAAAGGCGGAUUCUCUCAUUAUCUAGUUCGCAUCCAGAAUACAACCAUAAAGCAAUAG
Molecule: messenger RNA, 3201 nt
Organism: Caenorhabditis briggsae
Lineage: Eukaryota; Metazoa; Nematoda; Chromadorea; Rhabditida; Rhabditidae
Exons: 8
Coding region: 1-3201 (1066 amino acids)
Source: RefSeq, a predicted model, not a curated record